Messenger RNA from Hibiscus syriacus, 877 nucleotides. RefSeq lists its product as uncharacterized. Gene Ontology annotation, molecular function: polysaccharide binding. The record is from RefSeq and is a predicted model, not a curated record. The coding region runs from base 1 to 837 and encodes 278 amino acids. NCBI's taxonomy places the organism in Eukaryota, Viridiplantae, Streptophyta, Magnoliopsida, Malvales, Malvaceae. The transcript is spliced from 2 exons.
AUGGAGUCGAAGGACCGAGGGUUGUUCGAUUUCAUGGGGAAGAAAAAAGAGAAGAAGCCCCAAGAAGAGCCGCUCGUAACUGAGUUUGACAAGGUUAAGAUUAAAGAAUCAAAGCCAGAGAAAGAGGGAGAGGAAAAGAAGCAUGGUCUCCUGGAGAAGCUUCACCGAUCAGAUAGCAGCUCUAGUGAAGAGUACACAACAUCAUUGUUUAUUUCCUCAUCGGAGCUUAACCGGAACUUCAUGAUGCUAAGCCCCAAACAUCUCUUGUUUAGCUUCUUGUCCCUUACUUUAUCUCUAUCCCCAGAUGUUUCCGAUGCUAGACCAGGCAGAAGCAACCACUGCGGCCCUUCUUUGUGUGGAAACGUUGAAAUCAGUUGGCCUUUUCGACUGAAAGAUCAGCCUCACAAGUGCGGUGACAAAAGGUUUGAACUUGAGUGCAAGGGAAACCGCGCGGUCAGUUUUCGCAUGAAAUAUGGGAAUUUUUAUGUCCUAGACAUCUCUUAUGUUAACCAAACGAUUCGACUCGUGGAUGCGAGCCUGAUCGACGGUAACUGCUCAAUUCCUCGCAGUUCCAUUCCUAACUACAACAGCAAUGAUGAAGAUACAGUAAUUUUGUAUUCAGCUUACACCAUGUAUGUGGUAAAUUGCACGACAAAGAUGAACUCUUCCGUUUACGUGAUGCUUCUCGUUGCCAAACCAUUAGCUCUUCCUCUCUCCAUGGACCUACUUCUACUUACCGGGAGAUUAUUCAAACAUGUCAAAUUUCCAUCGCUCGUGCAGAUUUGUAGCCCAGUUCCCGUUCAUGCUUUCCAAUAUCAGUGGCUUAUCCACUUCUGAUAUUUACGGGAACCUCUUGAAAGGCGUUGACGUGGGGUGG